Molecule: messenger RNA, 773 nt
Organism: Thlaspi arvense
Lineage: Eukaryota; Viridiplantae; Streptophyta; Magnoliopsida; Brassicales; Brassicaceae
Source: the annotation of a GenBank genome assembly
GAAUGAAGGCAGCGUAUGAGCUUGCUGCUUGUAUAGGAGACCCUUUGUUCUUAGAGCCAUUCUGGAUGCAAAACGCUGAGGGAAGUGCGGUUCUUGAGUCAGGAUGGCACAGGAUGAGUUGUCUUUUUCACAAAGAUGGCUCAUAUGUGUCUGCAGAGCUAGAAAAGAUCAUCAGGAAGCUACAUAAUGUAGUUGGAAACGCAGUAACGGAUAAAAGAUUCAUAAUCUUCGGAACGGGAGCUACGCAAUUGAUUGCAGCCUCUGUUCACGCCUUGUCUUUGACAAACUCAUCAUCAUCACCUGCAAGACUCUUGGCUUCUGUUCCAUAUUACGCUACAUACAAGGAGCAUGCAGAGUUCUUUAAUUCUUCAAAUGUUAAGUUUGAAGGAGAUGCGUCUGCAUGGAAGAAGAGCAAGGGGAAUGAUAAUAUCACACAAGUUAUAGAAGUAGUGACAUCUCCGAGUAAUCCAGAUGGGAAGUUGAAAAGAGCGGUUCUUGAUGGACCUAACGUGAAAACAAUUCAUGAUUGUGCGUAUUAUUGGCCUCAUUUUUUACCUACUACACAUCAAGUUGAUGAAGACUUGAGCUUGUUUAGUCUUUCCAAGGCUACAGGUCAUGCUGGCUCAAGAUUCGGAUGGGCAUUAGUAAAGGACAAAUAUAUUUAUGAAAACAUGAAAAGAUACAUAUAUCUAAGUAGUAUGGGAGUUUCAAGAGACACACAGCUUCAUGUUCUUCAGUUGCUUAAAGUAGUAGUUGGUGAUGGAGGCGAGGAA